UGCCAUCCGCCCCUCCCCGUUCCUCCUUCCUUUUGGGCUUAGCGGCCAUGCCUCCCCUCACGAGCGCCCUGCUCUCCCGCUCCACCACCGGCUCCUCCCCCCGCGUCUCGGCCGCGGCGGCAGCAGCGAUCUCCAGGCCCGCCACCCCGUCGUCCUCGGCUCCCCCUUCCCGCCCGACCCCGAGCCCGCGCCCCAGCCCGGCGUCGCCGUUCGCGUCCGGCCUCGCGGGCCGCCUCUUCGGCGGCCACCGCGCAGCCGCCCGGUCCGCAUCGUCUGCGGCCGCCGUCUUCGAGCGCCGGUUCGCCUCCGCGGCGACAAAAAACUCUUACGAUGAAAUCCUGACGGGCCUCGGGAAGCCAGGAGGCGGUGAGGAGUUUGGGAAGUACUACAGUCUGCCUGCGCUCUCUGAUCCGCGGAUUGAUCGGCUCCCCUACUCUAUAAGGAUUCUUCUCGAGUCGGCAAUCAGAAACUGUGAUGAGUUCCAGGUCACUGGUAAGGAUGUCGAGAAGAUCUUGGAUUGGGAGAACAGCGCAUCAAAGCAAGUUGAAAUCCCAUUCAAGCCAGCCCGUGUUCUUCUCCAGGAUUUUACUGGUGUCCCGGCAGUUGUUGAUCUUGCAUGCAUGAGGGAUGCUGUGAGCAAACUUGGCAGCGACCCAAACAAAAUUAAUCCUCUGGUUCCUGUAGACCUUGUUAUUGAUCAUUCAGUACAAGUCGAUGUUGCAAGAUCACAAAAUGCUGUUCAGGCAAAUAUGGAGCUUGAGUUCCAUCGUAACAAGGAACGGUUUGGAUUCUUGAAAUGGGGUUCCUCUGCAUUCCGUAACAUGCUUGUUGUUCCACCUGGGUCUGGAAUUGUCCACCAGGUCAAUCUUGAGUACCUGGCCAGGGUUGUGUUCAACAAUGGUGGGAUCCUUUACCCUGACAGCGUUGUAGGAACUGACUCUCACACAACUAUGAUUGAUGGUCUCGGUGUUGCUGGAUGGGGAGUUGGUGGCAUAGAGGCAGAAGCUGCAAUGCUUGGCCAGCCAAUGAGCAUGGUCUUGCCAGGUGUUGUUGGUUUCAAGCUAUCAGGCAAGCUGAGGAAUGGAGUUACAGCAACAGAUUUGGUUCUAACAGUAACUCAAAUGCUUCGUAAACAUGGGGUUGUUGGAAAAUUUGUUGAGUUCUACGGGCAAGGUAUGAGUGAAUUGUCACUUGCUGAUCGGGCCACCAUUGCAAACAUGUCACCAGAAUAUGGUGCAACUAUGGGUUUCUUCCCAGUUGAUGGAAAGACACUGGACUAUUUGAGGCUUACCGGCAGAAGUGAUGAUACAGUGGCCAUGGUAGAAUCCUAUCUGCGUGCUAAUAAGAUGUUCGUCGACCACAACCAGGUUGAAGCUGAAAGAGUGUAUUCUUCUUAUCUAGAACUUAACCUUGAAGAGGUUGAACCAUGUCUAUCAGGACCAAAACGGCCUCAUGAUCGAGUGACAUUGAAGAACAUGAAGUCGGAUUGGCAUUCUUGCUUAGACAACGAUGUAGGGUUUAAGGGAUUUGCUGUCCCCAAAGAAUCACAGAGCAAAGUUGCAGAAUUUUCAUUCCACGGGGCUCCUGCAAAGAUAAAGCAUGGUGAUGUUGUAAUUGCGGCUAUAACUAGUUGCACCAACACAUCAAAUCCUAAUGUAAUGCUUGGAGCUGCUUUGGUUGCGAAAAAGGCUUGUGAAUUAGGCUUGGAGGUAAAGCCAUGGAUUAAGACAAGUCUUGCACCUGGUUCUGGUGUUGUGAAGAAGUACUUGGAUAAGAGUGGUCUGCAGAAAUACCUUGAUCAGCUAGGCUUCCAUAUUGUUGGCUAUGGUUGCACAACCUGCAUUGGAAAUUCCGGAGAUCUUGAUGAAUCUGUGUCUGCUGCAAUUUCUGAGAAUGAUAUUGUUGCUGCUGCUGUCUUGUCCGGUAACAGGAAUUUUGAAGGACGUGUCCACCCAUUAACCAGAGCAAAUUACCUUGCUUCUCCUCCACUAGUUGUGGCUUAUGCCUUGGCUGGCACGGUUAAUAUUGAUUUUGAGAAAGAACCUAUCGGCAUCUCGAAAGAUGGCAAAGAGGUUUACUUCAGGGACAUUUGGCCUUCCACAGAAGAGAUAUCCGAGGUUGUCAAGACCAGUGUGCUCCCUGACAUGUUCAAGAGCACAUAUGAGGCGAUCACAAAAGGAAAUCCUAUGUGGAAUGAGCUAUCAGUGUCAGCAAGCACUCUCUACCCAUGGGAUCCAUCAUCUACGUACAUCCAUGAGCCUCCUUAUUUCAAGGAUAUGACAAUGACCCCUCCUGGCCCUCGACCCGUGAAGGAUGCAUAUUGCCUUCUGAACUUUGGUGACAGUAUCACAACUGAUCACAUCUCCCCUGCUGGAAGCAUUCACCCAGAUAGCCCAGCUGCAAAAUAUCUGAAGGAGCGUGGUGUUGAAAGGAAGGACUUCAACUCGUAUGGUAGUCGACGUGGAAAUGAUGAGAUCAUGGCCAGGGGAACUUUUGCCAACAUUCGCCUUGUGAACAAGUUCCUGAAGGGUGAGGUUGGACCAAAAACAAUCCACAUUCCAUCUGGGGAGAAGCUUGCUGUUUUUGAUGCUGCUAUGAAAUACAAGAAUGAAGGGCAUGACACUAUAAUCCUGGCUGGCGCCGAGUAUGGUAGUGGAAGCUCUCGGGAUUGGGCUGCAAAGGGCCCAAUGCUUCAGGGAGUCAAGGCUGUGAUAGCAAAGAGCUUUGAGAGGAUCCAUCGUAGCAAUCUUGCUGGCAUGGGAAUCAUCCCUCUUUGCUUCAAGGCAGGGGAGGAUGCAGACACCCUUGGGUUAACUGGCCAUGAGCGCUACACGAUCCACCUUCCAACCAAUGUGAGUGAAAUCAAGCCUGGACAAGAUGUUACCGUGACAACUGAUACUGGGAAGUCUUUCACUUGCACACUCAGAUUUGACACUGAGGUGGAACUUGCUUACUACGACCACGGAGGUAUUCUACCAUAUGUCACCAGAAAGAUUGCGGAACAGUAGGUUGUACCAUUGAGAUGAUUGCGAUGAGGCGAAUCGUGAUUGAUGUAAACGGUUUGUUUAGCACACCCCAUUUUUGAGUACUUCUAAUAAUCUCUGGGCGCGGAGAGCUUUCUGUUAGAAAUUUUGUGAGCUAUUGGCCUCCAGCAAGAAUUGGAGUGCUUGAUGAUGCUAUGCGAUCUUAACCUUUCUUGAGACGUGUCAAUAAUAUUCCAACACCUGCAGCCACUGAAUACAUUGGGCAGAUGAUUACCCAUUAUGUAAAUGAUACUUCACUCAUUGAAAGUUAAAUGCUGAUGCAGUUCGAAACUGUUAGCUUAUUGUUAUUGGUUA
Messenger RNA from Setaria italica (foxtail millet), 3338 nucleotides. Its product is annotated as putative aconitate hydratase, cytoplasmic. Gene Ontology annotation, molecular function: aconitate hydratase activity; 4 iron, 4 sulfur cluster binding. The transcript is spliced from 20 exons. Gene Ontology annotation, biological process: tricarboxylic acid cycle; citrate metabolic process. The record is from RefSeq and is a predicted model, not a curated record. Gene Ontology annotation, cellular component: cytosol; mitochondrion. The coding region runs from base 48 to 3008 and encodes 986 amino acids. NCBI's taxonomy places the organism in Eukaryota, Viridiplantae, Streptophyta, Magnoliopsida, Poales, Poaceae.